AUGGCUGAUUUUGGACCAUCAGCGCUAGGCACCAAAGAACACUGGGACAAUACUUACGAAGUGGAGCUAGAGAAUUUCAAAAGUCACGAAGAAGAAGGGGAAAUAUGGUUCGGUGAAAAAGUACAGCGUGAAGUGGUCCAAUAUUUUAUCAAUAAAAUAGAAAGCAAGUCGGUCUGUAUCAUGGAUAUUGGCUGUGGAAAUGGAGUUUUGCUGAGGCAGUUGGCAAAUAAAGGCGGAUUUUCCAAUCUUAAGGGUUUCGAUUACAGCGAGAAUGCAAUACAAUUGGCAAAAAAUAUUGCAAAAGCAGGAAACGAGCUGGAAUCCAAGAUUGAUCUCUUUGUGGGUGAUUUUUUGGAUGGUUCUUUUGCUCAUCGAUGUGGCAUCGCUUUAGAUAAGGGAACAUACGAUGCAGUAUCUCUGACGACUCUUCCGGACGCCUCAAAGCCUCUGGAUUUCUACCGACAACAGUACAAAAACAGUCUGACUCAAUGUUUUAUGCCGAAGUUGCAAUUCUAA
Symsagittifera roscoffensis is the source of this 516-nucleotide messenger RNA. RefSeq names its product EEF1A lysine methyltransferase 2-like. Gene Ontology annotation, molecular function: protein-lysine N-methyltransferase activity. Lineage: Eukaryota; Metazoa; Xenacoelomorpha; Acoela; Convolutidae. Bases 1 to 516 code for a protein of 171 amino acids. The transcript has 3 exons. Gene Ontology annotation, cellular component: cytoplasm. The record is from RefSeq and is a predicted model, not a curated record.